This is a messenger RNA of Tripterygium wilfordii, 1362 nucleotides long. RefSeq names its product short-chain dehydrogenase TIC 32, chloroplastic-like. The record is from RefSeq and is a predicted model, not a curated record. The transcript has 8 exons. The coding region runs from base 229 to 1176 and encodes 315 amino acids. Lineage: Eukaryota; Viridiplantae; Streptophyta; Magnoliopsida; Celastrales; Celastraceae.
UGUCAUAGAAUUUUCCAUAUAAAUCAAUAAAUCGUUAAUAUCCACGUAUAAACUAUUCAAUUCUGAUGAUUGGUGUGGUGUGGCCAGUCCGCUAUCGAUUGUCACUAAAAUAUACCGAGGGACCUUUCAAUAAAUGUCCCUUUGUGUCCUGGCAUGAUACAUUUUGCAGAGUUGAAGGGCUUUCUUGUUUGGAGUUGGUGAAUUGUCUUUGGGUGUGGAUUAGCAAAGAUGUGGAUUUUUGGUUGGAAGGGGCCAUCUGGGUUCUCUGCCUCUUCCACUGCAGAGGAGGUUACCCGGGGAAUCGAUGGAACUGGGCUUACUGCCAUUGUUACAGGAGCAUCCAGUGGUAUAGGCGUUGAGACAACUCGUGUUCUUGCAUUGCGUGGUGUGCAUGUAGUCGUGGCGGUAAGAAAUGUGGAGGCUGGUAAGAAUGUAAGAGAAACAUUACUUAAGGAAAACUCUUCUGCUAAGAUUGAUGUGAUGGAAUUAGAUCUUAGCUCAACGGAGUCAGUCAGAAAAUUUGCAUCAGGGUACAAUUCCACUGGACUUCCUCUGAAUCUCCUCAUAAACAAUGCAGGAGUAAUGGCAACUCCAUAUACGCUUUCCCAAGACGGAAUAGAAUUGCAAUUUGCAACAAAUCAUUUAGGUCAUUUUCUUUUGACAAAUCUACUGUUGGAGACCAUGAAAAAUACAGCUUAUCAAAGCAAUAGAGAGGGUAGGAUCAUUAAUGUGUCAUCAGAGGCUCACCGACUUACAUAUAGUGAAGGCAUUCGAUUUGAUAAAAUUAAUGAUCAAUCGAGCUACAACACUCUCUAUGCUUAUGGACAAUCAAAGCUUUCUAAUAUUUUGCAUGCUAAUGAGCUGACAAGGCGCCUGAAGGAAGAUGGGAUGGAGAUCACUGCUAAUUCACUUCAUCCUGGAUCAAUUAAUACCAAUCUUCUCCGUUACCACAGUUAUAUUAACGGCAUUGCUAAUAUGAUUGGUAGAUUUGUGCUAAAAAAUGUUCAGCAGGGAGCGGCAACUACCUGUUAUGUGGCAUUGCAUCCGCAAGUGAAGGGAGUAAGCGGAGAAUAUUUUAUGGACAGUAACAUAACCAAGCCAAGUUCCAAGGCCAAAGAUGCAACAUUGGCCAAAAAGCUAUGGGAUUUCAGCUUGAGCUUGACUUCUCCAAAGUAGUUGGAUGCAGAUUUGCCCUACUUCAAGUUAUAGGGUAUGCUUGAGAUUUCAUUUUGUGCGUAAAUUGUGAAAUGACGAUAUCAUUAUGCUUGCAACUGUUUCUGAAAUUCUCUUGUUUGAAUUUAGACGAAGAAUUGGUUCUUCCAGUGUCUUUUAACACUUGCAAUCUUUACAAUGGUUUUGACU